GAAACUGAAACCAGCGGAAUUCAAGCUGACAGAACAUUGGAAUAAACCAGAGGACUUGCUUUUGAAUCCAUUCCUUCUCUAUAAUUGAAAAUGAGCAGCCGACGGCGGCGAUGCAAGCGUCAGUUGAUCAAAUUUACUCAGCAUAUUGCUCGAUUAAUCACAGGAACUCUGAACUCAGAUAAUGAGGAUGAAGAACAAGAGAGCACAACGGUGCGGUAUCACCCGGAAAAUCUGGAGCAACUGCAGUCGCAGACCCAUUUCUCCAGACAAGAGCUGCAGUUAAUCUAUAGAGGAUUCAAGAAUGAUUGUCCAAGUGGAGUUGUGAAUGAGGACACAUUUAAAAACAUCUAUGCUCUGUUCUUCCCACUGGGAGAUUCAUCGAAAUAUGCUCAGUUUCUUUUCAAUGCAUUUGAUAAAGAUAAGAAUGGCUCUCUUAGUUUUGAGGAGUUAGUCUGUGAUCUCUCAGUUUUGUUGAGAGGCACUACAGAAGAGAAGCUGAACUGGGCCUUCAAUCUAUAUGACAUCAACAAAGAUGGACAGAUUACUAAAGAGGAAAUGUUAGAUAUAUUGAAGGCUAUUUAUGAUUUGAUGGGGAAAUCUAUCCAUCCACGACUUAAAGAGGAGGCAGUAAGGCAACACGUCAGAAUGUUCUUCCAAAAAAUGGACAUAAACCAGGAUGGUGUAGUAACUAUUGAUGAAUUCAUUGACUGCUGCCAAAAAGAUGAAAAUGCAAUGCAGUCUCUUAAGAUUUUUGACAAUGCUGUCUAGAUUUUAGUCAGGAAAUCCACCCUAAGCACUUGGACAUUUCUAGAUAAGUAAUACUCAUUGUUAUAAUGCCAGCUUUUCUGUGCUGCUGUUCUGGACUGCUCUUCACAGCUCAGGACUGCUCUGGACUGCUCCAGAUUGUCUUACAUUUA
Messenger RNA from Sinocyclocheilus anshuiensis, 917 nucleotides. RefSeq names its product potassium voltage-gated channel interacting protein 4b (gene kcnip4b). Gene Ontology annotation, molecular function: calcium ion binding; potassium channel regulator activity. Gene Ontology annotation, cellular component: voltage-gated potassium channel complex. Lineage: Eukaryota; Metazoa; Chordata; Actinopteri; Cypriniformes; Cyprinidae. The transcript has 8 exons. The coding region runs from base 91 to 768 and encodes 225 amino acids. The record is from RefSeq and is a predicted model, not a curated record. Gene Ontology annotation, biological process: regulation of potassium ion transmembrane transport.